CGAAGCUAGAGUUUGGCUAGCGCGAGCAUCUUGAGCGUCGCAGCAAUCGAAGAUGGCUAUGAUAAGCACCAAACAGCGGGGUUUGGAGAUUUGAUGCCCAAAUCCUAUUGAUAUUCCAAGGUUGUUGUGGGCCUUCACCGAAGCAAAGAUUGAACCGUCCAUUCCGAAAAGUAUCAUUGUUACCCUGAUUCCCACCUAUGAUUCUUACAUCGCCCGGAAGCAUAUUCAGACUACCGACGACCUAAUGCCACUCAAAACAUUCUUUUCCAUGCUAUGGGACAAAUCAUCCUAUCUAGUCUACACUCAUAUCGAGUCUGAAGUGAUUGAUCAAGAGGGUUUCGAUUGCGAGCAUAAAUCCACCGAGCAGUCAAGAGCCCAGACAGUCCGAACGCAUAAGAUUCUGACAUGGGCUAUGCCCAUCUUCUUUACAUCUUGUGUGGCCGCCUUGUCGGUAGCGUCUUUCUAUAUCGGACGACGCAGUGUUAUAAAUGAAGCCCAAACCUAUCGCACAAAAUCAGAUUUCGUCUUCGGAGAUGUGCCCGUCAAGAAAGUUCGAUGGAUCAAUGACCACCGAUUCAUGGAGACAGACCCAAUGGCCGGUCGUUUUUGGUCCAACAAGGAGGGUAAAUGGACUGUUUGGGAUCAGGUUCAUCGAGGAUCUUGGAUUCAAAUCGCCCCGUCCGAAAAGCAUGAAAUCUUCGGAGGUCUUCCCUUGAAUCUAUACUCAGCCAAUGGGUCCUGGCCAAAUGGCAAAGAAGGAUACGUUACAACAGUCCUUCACCAACUUCAUUGUGUGGGUAUGUUGAACCACUUCAAGCUAGAGUUACUCCAUGGCAAUAUGCUAGACGCGAAUAAGUUAGAGCACAUGGGUCAUUGUAUCGAGUAUCUUCGCCAGGUAAGCUCGCUGAUUGUCUUUUAA
Molecule: messenger RNA, 919 nt
Organism: Penicillium verrucosum
Lineage: Eukaryota; Fungi; Ascomycota; Eurotiomycetes; Eurotiales; Aspergillaceae
Exons: 4
Coding region: 245-919 (224 amino acids)
Biological process (GO): mycotoxin biosynthetic process
Source: RefSeq, a predicted model, not a curated record